CUCGGCUCGCUCCGCAGCGGCUCCCGGGGAGAAGCAGAGCCCGCAGCCCGCUGGCCAUGGGGAGGAGCGCACGGCAGCUCAUCUCGCUGACCCUCGCCUGUGCAUUUUCCUCCUGCUUUGCUGAAGUGGCCCUGGGGGUCGAACUGUCUCCAGAAACCACAUCCUUCCACCAAAUGGCUACUUCUGCUCAGCCACUUUCCCUUUAUCAUUCUUCACCCCAUCAAAGCACUGCAGUUCAUUUUACCAGCACAGGCUCUCUUCAAACAACACCCAUGGGCCACAGAACAGCUGAGCAGACAACGGAGCAGCUCAAGACAACAUCAGCCGCAGGCCAGCACACGGCAGCCCAGGCAGGAGCAGGCACUGUACCCACAGCCCCUGCAGACAGCCCCAGCCCCGGCCGGGCCACCACCCCGGCGAUGCCCUCGCUUACAGCGGUGGUCAAGAACACAACCACUGCCCCUGUGUCCUCCACCAGGCAUGGCAAGGGACCACGUGUGACCACAGGAACUGUGGCAGUGGCCACCAACACCUCCCUGAAGCACGAGACAGCGAGUACCCCGGGGGCAGCUGCCACCUCCGCCUCGGCAGCCCCCAGCACGCCGAGGGCCGGGCCCAGCACGCGGUCACGGAGACAAACAGCAGCCACUGGUGCUCCAACAGCCACGGCCGUGACCAACACAACAGGCACCCAUGCAGGGACACAAACAGCCCCCACAUCCCCUGCCAGCACAGUGAGACCCCGUCCCACCCCACAGCCCUCUGCCAUCCCCACAGGCACCUACACCGUUUCUGAUGGCAACAGGACCUGCGUCAAAGCCGUCAUGGGUCUGCAGCUGAUGGCCCGAAAUACCCAACAGGAGCAGAUGGAAUAUGUGACUGUUAACCCAAAUGCGACAAAGAUAUCUGGAAGCUGUGGGAUGGUGCAGUCUGAGCUGAACUUAACUUUUAGUGGAGGAUUUGUAAACAUCAACUUUGUAAAGCAAGCUCCAAGUUACUCUGUGACUAAAAUUGAGAGCAGAAUACUGUUAUCUUCUGAAGGUAUGCUUUACUAUGCAGCCCUAAAUGAGAAGCUGUUCACAACAAAGCUGGGGAAUUCCUUUAAGUGUGCCAGCAGGCAAACCUUCCCCUUGGAGAAGAACUUCCAGAUCCUCUUUGUUCAUAUGCAGCUGCAGGCGUUUGACAUUGUGGGUAACCAGUUUGGAAAAGAAGAAGAAUGUUUUCUUGAUAGAAACGGCAGAGUAGCUCCCAUUGCAGUGUGCCUGUGUAUCCUGGGAUUGUUUGUCAUUGUGUUUGCCACCUUCCUGAUCUCCAGGAGGAAGCCACAGAGAGGAUAUGAACGCAUCUGAGGUGCCCCUAUGCUUCCAAGUGUGUGCAGCAAGCAGAGAAGUCACAGGAGUUUUUGCUUCUGCCUGGCAAUCUCUCUGCCCUGAAGCCACAUUUUUAAGUGAGAUGACACUGUGUGUUUACAGCUAAUGAAUGUUUCUGGAAGGAGUUCUUUUAAGGUGGGAAGGAGAGAACUCACACCUUCUGCUUUAAGCUAUUCUUAGCAUCUAAUUUAGAUGUAGUCCAGAAUGAGGAGCCUAAAUUCUCUCUGUUGUCAACAAAGGAGGUCAUUCAGAUCACUUAAGCCAGAUUCCUAAAAAUAGCUUAAAGCAAGCAGUAUCACUAUCUCCCAGAAAAUGCAUCAGGUUUGUUAAUGAUGGUGUUCAGAUUUAUCAAAAGACAUAAGUCUGACCUUCAGGUGAAAAAACCUCAGGCCCACAGCUACAGACAACCCUGCUAAGUGAGAGCUCACUGAAAGCUUUU
Pyrgilauda ruficollis (rufous-necked snowfinch) is the source of this 1809-nucleotide messenger RNA. RefSeq names its product lysosomal associated membrane protein 3 (gene LAMP3). The coding region runs from base 57 to 1349 and encodes 430 amino acids. NCBI's taxonomy places the organism in Eukaryota, Metazoa, Chordata, Aves, Passeriformes, Passeridae. Gene Ontology annotation, cellular component: membrane. The transcript is spliced from 6 exons. The record is from RefSeq and is a predicted model, not a curated record.